Messenger RNA from Sphaeroforma arctica JP610, 679 nucleotides. RefSeq lists its product as hypothetical. NCBI's taxonomy places the organism in Eukaryota, Ichthyosporea, Ichthyophonida. The record is from RefSeq and is a predicted model, not a curated record. Gene Ontology annotation, cellular component: nucleus; membrane; endoplasmic reticulum lumen. Gene Ontology annotation, molecular function: ATP binding; misfolded protein binding; heat shock protein binding. Gene Ontology annotation, biological process: protein refolding; cellular response to unfolded protein; endoplasmic reticulum unfolded protein response. The annotation marks the transcript as partial. The transcript has a single exon.
UGACUCUUGGUAUCGAAACUGUGGGCGGUGUGAUGACUAAGGUGAUUCCUCGCAACAACAACAUACCAACCAAAAAGUCCCAGAUCUUCUCCACGGCAGCGGACAACCAGCCUGUUGUAACACUAAAAAUCUACGAGGGAGAGCGAAGUAUGACUAAGGACAAUCAUCUGCUGGGCCAAUUCGACCUGACAGGUAUUCCUCCAGCACCUCGUGGUGUGCCCCAAGUGGAAGUGACCUUCGAACUAGAUGCCAAUGGUCUACUCAUUGUCAGUGCGGAGGAAAAGGGAUCUGGAACCAAGAAUCAGAUCACAGUGACAAAUGACCAAAACCGGUUCACUCCGGAAGAUAUCGAGAAGAUGAUUGCGGAUGCCGAGAAGUUCGCCGAAGCUGACAAGGCAAUCAAAGAGCGUGUGGACCUAAAGAACGAUCUUGAGGGCAUGGCAUACAGCGUGCGAUCUCAAAUUGAAGAUGAGGAUAAGAUCGGUUCGAAGCUAUCGGAAGAUGAUAAGGAGCGUAUCAGAAAUGCGGUAGACGAGGCGGUUGAGUUUCUGGAUAGCAAUCCUGAGGCUGAGCUCGAGGAUUUGAGAACACAGAAGAGUACCUUAGAGGGGGUUGUGCAUCCGAUAAUGGCCAAAGUGUACGAAAGCGCAGGUGCGGACGACACUAGUCACGAUUCCGG